AUGAUCACAUUCCUCCCCGCAAUACCGCACAACAUGGCUAUUUGUUCCACCCCUGCCUGUCCACCCCAACCCCCACCUCAGUCGCUGAGCCCUGUCCUGGCUCAGUUCUCCGACGCAUUGAAUGGGCGCUCACCCUGA
Messenger RNA from Geosmithia morbida, 138 nucleotides. RefSeq lists its product as uncharacterized. Lineage: Eukaryota; Fungi; Ascomycota; Sordariomycetes; Hypocreales; Bionectriaceae. The record is from RefSeq and is a predicted model, not a curated record. The coding region runs from base 1 to 138 and encodes 45 amino acids. The transcript has 2 exons.